AUGUCUGCCGAAGGAAAAUCUGUCCUUUUGACCGGAGCCAGUGGUUUCUACGGAUACAAGCCUACUGCUAGUGUUAGGUCCUCUUCAAAAGCUGAUCAAAUUCUCGAACUUCAUCCGGAAUGGAGAGGAAAGGUGGAAUUUGUGUUUGUCCCUGAGAUCACAACACCUGGUGCCUUUGAUCAUGUUUUCAAAGCCCAAGAGGAAAAAGGAGGCUUUGAUUACAUUAUCCAUACCGCGUCUCCAGUUACUUUUUCAGUCAAGGACGUGAAAAAAGACUUGAUUGAUCCUGCUGUUCAUGGCACUAUGGAGAUCCUUAAAGCUACUCAUGAACUAGGGGGCAAGCAGGUCAAGCGUUUCGUGCUACUUGGAAGUGCUGUCUCUAUUCUUGAUUCGUUUGAAGACUUGAAUGCUCCUGAAGGGAAGGCUUAUACAGAAGAUGAUUGGAAUCCUGCAACUGAGCAUGAUGCAGUAUCAACACAAAGCCCUCUCCUCGGAUAUAAUGUUGGCAAGAAGAAUGCUGAACUAGCGGCGUGGUCUUUUAUCAAGGAAAAAAAGCCGGCUUUUGACCUUGUGGUGAUCAAUCCCGAUGUCAUUAUUGGCCCUAUGCUUCAACCCGUCCCUAGUCCCAAAAACAUUAAUGAAACCAAUGGGUUCGCUUGUUAUGCAUUCAUUAAUGGCACUCACAAGAGAGUCGAUGAUGCCGUGUUUGCAUUCUGGGAUUUUGUCGAUGUUCGCGAUGUAGCUCUAUUACACAUUAUUGCGCUUGAAUCUCCACUUAUGGCUAAUACACGUAACAUCAUGUACUCCGGUCCUCUUUCACCACAGUUAAUUGUGAAUGCCAUUCGGAAAAAUUUCCCGGAAUUGGAAUCAAGAUUGCCCAAAGGAGGUGAUGAGAAACAAGUUUUCCCAAAAGGUUUACAUCCGACUCCAUUGAAUAACGCUAGAAGCUUGGAGAUCUUCCGGCAGGCCAAAGGUCAGGAUUGGAGAUACAGGACUUUGGAAGAAUCCACAGUGGAAACCGUAAAGUCAUUACUUGAGCUGGAGAAAAAAUGGGGUUCCUAA
This is a messenger RNA of Sclerotinia sclerotiorum 1980 UF-70, 1062 nucleotides long. RefSeq lists its product as hypothetical. The record is from RefSeq and is a predicted model, not a curated record. Gene Ontology annotation, molecular function: oxidoreductase activity, acting on the CH-OH group of donors, NAD or NADP as acceptor. NCBI's taxonomy places the organism in Eukaryota, Fungi, Ascomycota, Leotiomycetes, Helotiales, Sclerotiniaceae. The coding region runs from base 1 to 1062 and encodes 353 amino acids. The transcript has 6 exons.